AUGUUCACCUUUCCAGCAGUUGCGUUUCUGGCUCUUCUAAGUGCAUCAUAUGGAGAUAUCUGCAACCUCAACAAUGGAAUGACCGAUGAGGCCAGAAAUACGCUUCUAAGAAUGCACAACAAGUUUCGCUAUGUUUCUCUCAUCACAUGCAAGGUCAAACCAUCCUCGGCUGGUAGGGCAAAAGCCGCAGGUGAAUUCGGUGGUUUUGCAUCAAAGGCCGCAAAAAUGAUGAAAUUGGUUUUGAAUCCUAGGGAACUGAGGAUCGUUCUACGUGCGGAAAGAAGUAUGACGAGCUGGUUGGACCAAUGUCAUUGGGUCCACUCUUCUAUCGAAGAUGUCGGAGAGAACAUCUACAUGACGACGAAGACUAAGGAAAAUAUGACAGUAAGAAUAUCCAAAUACAACAAUUUCGACGAGUUCGGCAGCAUCCCUUUUCACAGCACUACUGAAUGGUUCCAUGAGCUAAAAGACACAGGCGUUGGACAGGCAAAUAUACUCACCGAUGCUGUCUUCGGCCGUGGCUCAGUUGGUAUGGCAACAAAGCACCAAUUUUGGAUGUGGAGUGAAAUGGUGUGUCUCGAUGAGUGUGCAGGCUGCCAUUACGUGAAGUAG
Molecule: messenger RNA, 612 nt
Organism: Haemonchus placei
Lineage: Eukaryota; Metazoa; Nematoda; Chromadorea; Rhabditida; Trichostrongylidae
Source: the annotation of a GenBank genome assembly